Messenger RNA from Mycena citricolor, 1811 nucleotides. The record is from the annotation of a GenBank genome assembly. Lineage: Eukaryota; Fungi; Basidiomycota; Agaricomycetes; Agaricales; Mycenaceae.
AUGCAAACACUACUCGCUCUCAAGGCUGGCCGCGCCUUUCGUAAUGGCAAUUCGAAUCUGGUGGAACCCAGCCCCGUCAAGGGCGCCCUUGUUCUGAUCAACGGGGAAGAUGGACUGUUCCACUUUACCUGGAAGAAUAGAGCGACGGGCGUGGUAGACGAGGUUUGUGAGCGAUCUGAUUCUAUUUCCCUCCGAUGCCUCUUUCGUGAGGGUACCCCAAGCAUCUGGUCGGACCUAUGUCCUCAAGUUCUCUUCGUCCGACCAGAGACACUUUGUACGCUUUCUCAGCCUUCGCUUCGAGAAUUGAUUUCUCAGUCGCGCUCCGCUCCAGUUUUGGUUCCAGGUACUGCUUGUCUUGUUACUGCCCACCAGUUCUUGACCGCGCGUCAGGACGCGUCAACUACCAAAGAUGACGAUUUUGUCGCUAAUAUCAAUCGCCUGCUGCAAGACCCCGAAGCCGAGUUGUCGUGGACCCAAUCGGACGCGUCGAACGUUGCGGGAGCUUCGAGCUCCACGUCGACGAAUGCGCCUUCCUUGGCGACUGCAUCCUUGAUCGAUCCUGAGCAGCUGGCUCAGUUGCAGGCUUUGCUGGCUGGAAACCGUGCGACUAGUGGUGCACCAGACAUGUCCUUGUCGGAUAUACUCACUCCUGCAAACCUCACGCCUCUGUUCACGUCACACCCUGAACUGAUACCCACUCUGUUUCCCCACUUGCCCCCAGAUCUCCCCACUCCACCAUCCGCUGAGGCACUGCAACGAAUCAUUAACUCCCCCAAUUCCGUUCGGCUGUUUCAAGCUUCGACCAAGCUCUACAAACUGGGCUCCUUGGAGGAUUGGAGCAAGCCGAUCGUGAAGGUGCCUCUGAUGAUAGGAUGGAUACCGACUAGGAAUUCGAAAAAGCAUACAUAUUCGCCAUACUCCAAGUUCCCCGUGGGUGCUGCGCUGCUCGCCGCUGACGGGACCAUUUUCAAGGGUGCCAACAUCGAAAACGCGUCAUACGGUGGAACGAUCUGCGCAGAAAGGACUGCAUUCGUGAAGGCAGUUAGCGAGGGCACCCGAUCUUUCAUCGCGCUGGCCGUUGUGAGCGAUGUGCCGGAGGCCAUCUCUCCCUGUGGCAUGUGCCGUCAGGUCAUCCGCGAGUUCUGCGCGCAAGACAUGCCCAUUCUGCUUGUGCCAGCAGACUAUCCGAAACCCGAGGGCUCGAAGGGUGGGAAUUCGUUUGGUGGUGUGAAAGAGACCAGCAUCGCAUCGCUUCUUCCUGACAGUUUUGGACCGGAGCAUCUCGACCUCCCUCGGUCUGGGGGUAACCACUCUUGAACCAUCUAUCUUCUAUAAUCCUUCCACGAUAUGUAACACAUCCUUGCUCAGACUCGGACGCCCGUGGGACUAUCCUCUAUCGUGUCGACGUGAAUCUUCUUCGGCGCUCAUCUUUUGAUCAUUCGUAACUUCAACACAUGCCUCCUGACGCGACGGCAGUUUGAAUUCUCCGUCUGCAAGUGCUGUGAAACUUUUCCCAGCAUGUCUCUUCUGUCCUGCGAUUUGCGCUGUGAUAUCCCCGACCAGCCCUAUGGGGAGCUCCGACUGAGAUGCGAUGGAUCAGAAACGCGGUCUCCGUAUAGUCUGACGAUGCAGCUCUUAUCGGAAAGGCCGGCUGGACUUGGACCAGGAUGCCUUCACUCGAAGAGCUGCGGAUGACAAUGCAUGUUCUCCGAGUACCGAGUACAGCGGAAACGAAGCCAGGCACUAGGAGACUCUGUGCCUGCUGGUACAUCUGAAAAGAUGUGACUGAUUUCGACUCGAUAGGCCAGUUU